Messenger RNA from Merops nubicus (carmine bee-eater), 511 nucleotides. Its product is annotated as lysocardiolipin acyltransferase 1. Gene Ontology annotation, cellular component: endomembrane system. The annotation marks the transcript as partial. Gene Ontology annotation, molecular function: acyltransferase activity. NCBI's taxonomy places the organism in Eukaryota, Metazoa, Chordata, Aves, Coraciiformes, Meropidae. The transcript has 3 exons. The record is from RefSeq and is a predicted model, not a curated record.
AUGGUGUCAUGGAAAGGGAUAUACUUUGUACUUGCACUAUUCUUGGGAAGCUUUUUUGGAAGCAUAUUCAUGCUGGGUCCUUUUCUACCUUUGAUGUUUAUCUCACCGGCCUGGUAUCGCUGGAUCACCGAUUGUGUUGUGGCCACUUGGCUCACGCUCCCAGUGGCCUUGCUGGAAAUGGUGUUUGGUGCCAAGGUCAUUGUCACUGGUGAUGGAUUUGUUCCUGGAGAAAGGAGUGUCAUUAUCAUGAACCAUCGCACACGAAUGGACUGGAUGUUCCUCUGGAACUGCCUGCUGCGAUACAGCUACCUCAGACUUGAAAAAAUCUGUCUCAAAUCCAGUCUCAAAAGCAUUCCAGGAUUUGGCUGGGCGAUGCAGGUUGCUGCCUUUGUUUUCAUUCAGAGAAAGUGGGAAGAUGACAAGAGUCACUUUGAAAACAUGCUGGAUUAUUUCUGUGAUAUUCGUGAACCACUACAGCUUCUCAUCUUUCCAGAAGGAACUGAUCUCACAG